Octopus sinensis (East Asian common octopus) is the source of this 2085-nucleotide messenger RNA. Its product is annotated as ras-related protein Rab-21. Bases 592 to 1239 code for a protein of 215 amino acids. The transcript is spliced from 6 exons. Gene Ontology annotation, biological process: Rab protein signal transduction. Lineage: Eukaryota; Metazoa; Mollusca; Cephalopoda; Octopoda; Octopodidae. Gene Ontology annotation, molecular function: GTP binding; GTPase activity. The record is from RefSeq and is a predicted model, not a curated record.
CCGAUGACGUCAUCGGACCAGCCAUUGUACUUGUUGUCGUCUGUCACAGACUUCAUAUUCCUCCAUGGUCUCUCUCUCUCUCUUCUCCCUGGCUGUCCUUCUUCCUCCUCUACUCUAACGUAGUGUAGUAAACUCUAUAUUGCUUCCAACACCAGUAACAUCUCUCCAGGCCGUCGCUGCUACACAGAAAAGCCACCGACGAGCAUAAACAACCUGUUUAUUUCCUUGGUCUUCACCACUUCGUAUUAUGGCCAUUCGGAUUAUCACCACUUAACCUCUUCCACCGAUGUUUUUCUUUCAUCCAUUCAUGGCUUACGCAUUCUGAACACAAACACGUCCUUCUCUAAGCCCGCACACCCGUAUACAACACCAACAGACAAAACACCCCAGCAAAAUAUAUAAAUACAUAUAAUACCAAUACAUACCCACACACACCAGGUUAAAGAUACAAGCCACCAAGCCACACACAGCCACACACAGUCACGCACACUUGUCCGAAUAUUUCACCAUUGCAUACACGCAACCACACAACAUACAAAUAAUAUAUCUCCGUAUUGCCAAGGCGUACAGUUCUCCCGUUGAGGAGGCACCAUGGCCAACAGUGGCCUUGUUGGAGGCCAUGGAAGUGCGUCUCAUAACUAUUCUUUCAAGAUUGUGUUGUUAGGUGAGGGCUGUGUGGGCAAAACCUCUUUGAUUCUUCGUUACGUUGAGAACAAAUUUAACGACAAACACUUCUCGACAUUACAGGCCUCUUGUCUAAAUAAAAAAAUCAACAUUGGUGGCAAACGAGUGAAUUUAUCUCUUUGGGACACUGCUGGUCAAGAGAGAUUCCAUGCUCUAGGACCCAUAUAUUACAGAGACAGCAAUGGCGCUAUAUUGGUAUACGAUAUCACUGACAUAGACUCGUUCCAAAAGGUUAAGAACUGGGUGAAAGAACUUCGCAAAAUGCUAGGGAAUGACAUCUGUUUGUGUAUUGCCGGUAAUAAAAUAGACUUAGAAAAAGAACGGCAUGUGUCUGUGUCCGAUGCAGAAAGUUAUGCAGAGUCUGUGGGUGCCAAACAUUUCCAUACUUCUGCCAAGCUGAACAAAGGAACUGAAGAACUCUUUUUAGACCUCAGCAAAUGUAUGAUUGAAAAAGCCGACAGCAAUUGUCAAAACAAAAGAGGAACAAACAACCGGAAGACCGUGAUGGUUGUGGAAGAUGAGCCGGCGGAGCGGAAGUCGAGUGGAUGCUGUUAAAAAUAAAAAAAAGAACAAAAACAAAAAUGGAAAAAGAAACAAAAAAUGUGUAUGUGGAGGUGUGUCCUGAUUUAUGUUGCUGCUAGUGCUGUUGUCUUCACCGUUCCUUCAGGAGGGAUGAAGAAAUAAGAAAAAGAAGAAAAAGAAAAAUGGAAAAGUCUUGCAAAGAGGAAAAAACACAGGAAAAAAAAUAAAAUAAAAUAAAAUAAAAUAUAUAAAUUAAUUAAUUAAUAAAAAAAAAAACACAAAAAGACACUUUUCUCCCAGAUUAAAUAACAACAAUAAUUAUACUAAUUAAUUAAUCUCGUUGAUAGUGAUGGUCUUUUGAGACCAAGAAGUCCUUCCUAACAUGACCUUUUCAUGGACUGUGUGAUUUCUUCUCGGUUAUAUGGCAUUAAAAGCUGCGGAACUUCUCUGUGGAAAAUUCCCCCAACCACCCUCAACCCCAAUCCCCACCCCCCACACUUAAUGAUGUCGGUAGCUCAGCAUCAAUGUUGUUGUUGUCGCUGGAUCACCAUGGAAACGCCACUCAUUAUAUGCAAAUUAAUAAUCCCUUUCUGAAGCCCGUUUAUCAUUAUUAUUAUUAUUAUUAUUAAUUCCUCCCAAUUUAAACACACAUAAUGACACACAUACACACACACGCGCACACACCUAUGAACAUGUCCAACAACAAUAACAACAGAGUUGAAAGCAGUAACAUCAUCAUCAUCAACAACAACAACAACACCACAUCAAUCCAAGCUGUUGUCAAAACAAUUUGGAGGUUUGCUAAAAUUUAAUUAGGAGUGUGAUCUCCUUCAAUCAGUGUUUAUGUGAUAUGAAUAAUAAAAAAAUAUUUUCUAUUUA